AUGGCCAGUCAAACCUUGAAGAACGACAUUUACGUUGACGAUGUGUUCAUCUUCGCUGACUCCUCGGCUGAAGCCCUUACCAAGCUUGACCAAGUCAAUGAAGUGCUUCAAGAGGGGAGCUUCACACUUACAAAGUUCUAUUUGAAUAGCUUAGAGGUGUGCAACGCAAUACAGGAGGAGAAGUUAAACCCAAGAGCUCUCUUACAUCUCCAGCCGGAGGAACAAAAGGCCAAGGCCCUGGGCGUGUCCUUCCACACCAACACGGAUGAGCUAGUUUAUCAAGUCCAUUCGGUAGCCACCACGUGGGACCCCAAUGCCGUUGAAACCAAGCGCACCGUGUUGUCGAAAAUCGCAGGAAUCUUUGAUCCAUUGGGCCUAGUGGCCCCCCAAACCAUUCUUCUCAAAAUAUGCAUGCAGAGCAUAUGGAAAAGGGGAAAUAUUGAUUGGGAUGAUAAACUUCCCUCAGAUAAACAGGAAGAGUGGACUCAAGCGGUAAAGAUCUUGGCCCUUCAACAGACUCAGCAUUUCCCGAGGUACAUUGGCUUCGAAACUCGGGAACAAAUGGUAGAAUUGCAUGUGUUUUGUGAUGCCUCAAAAAAGGCCUAUGCGUGUUGCAUCUACAUACGUUACGUUCUGUGCGAUAACAUCCGGGUCCCCCUGUUACUCGCUAAAGCAAAAGUGGCACCCACCAAAGCCUUAUCGUUACCGAGACUGGAAUUGAUGGCUUGUUGA
Molecule: messenger RNA, 732 nt
Organism: Tigriopus californicus
Lineage: Eukaryota; Metazoa; Arthropoda; Copepoda; Harpacticoida; Harpacticidae
Exons: 1
Coding region: 1-732 (243 amino acids)
Source: RefSeq, a predicted model, not a curated record